AUGCAGAGCCGCACCUCUUCACGGGUCGUCUACCAUGCAGUGGCGGCCGAAGAAGAGGUUGAGCAACGGCCACAACCAUUGCCUGUGAUGUGCUAUGUGAUCGCUUUCCACUUUCUGUGCGCCGUGUUCUCGCUGUGGGCAGUGGCGACUGAGCAUCUGGACAUGCGGUAUGGCCUCUGCUGGGAGUUGUGGCUCGCGUGGGCGACGAUGAUGCUGCUAAGCUCUGCCUUGCAAGGCGUCUACUUUACUAUCUUCCUGCCUGCCGAAGCGGACUCUCGGAUUCCCGAAUUCGGCCUGGCGAUCGUGACGCCCGUCGUGCCAGUUCUAGGCGAGCCCCUGGACACCUUCAAAGAUUGGCUUUUCGUUGGCCUGGCGUUGUCGCAGAGGAGAUUGUACGAGCGUCAGCAGCUGAACAUUGCCCUCCCGGGCUUGAAGACCUGGCUAGCGUUUGCAGUGGCUCUGGUGGGCCUUGGCAUUCUGUGCCUCUCCGGCAGGUAUCUGUGGAGGCAUCACUCGGAAGAGUUGGCAGCUGGUCUGCUUCCAGUUCGUGCAGCGUGCUACCGACGCCACGACCACACGCUCCUGGCAAAGCUGUCCUCGCCAGCGAAGCUGGCCGUGGCCAUCACGGAGGAUCUGCCACAGGCAGCGCUCCAGUCACUCUUUGUGCUCAUCUACGGAGGUUCCGCUACGCAGUACUUUUUCAUCGUCAUCGCGUCGCUGAAGGCCUUGGCCUGCCUGCUGCUGCGAGCGACGAUCUUGGAGAACGAGGGCCGGUACAGCGAUGCCAACGAGGCACGCAUCUUCUUGUACCGCCUGAUGUCGGGCAUGGGGAGUUCAUUGCUGGGCAAGCGCAGUGAAGUUGUUCUGCAGACUCGGCACAAUCUUGCAAGGUCCUUGAGUGACCUCGGUCGCCAUGCCGAAGCUUUAGACAUGCUACGAGAGGUGCUGGCUGAUCAGCAGCAGGUGCUAGAAGCCACUCAUCCCGACACACUGCUUACCCAAAGCUAUCUUGCGCUGGUUCUGAGCCGCUUCGGUCGUCAUGCUGAAGCUCUGGAUGUGCAGCGGGAGGUGUUGUCCGCUCGUCAGGAGGUGCUGGGGGAUGCUCACCCGGACACCCUGCUGAUACAUAGCAUGCUGGCGACUUUCUUAAGCCGCCUCGGCCGCCAUGCCGAAGCCUUCGAUGUACAGAGGGAGGUUUUAUCGGCGCAGCAGGUGGUUCUGGGAGAUGAUCACCUCGAUACUUUACGGACACAGAAGAAUCUCGCCAGCUCCCUCUGCCGUCUUCAUCGCCAUGCAGAGGCUGUAGAUGUCUACCGAAAGGUUGCUGCUGCUUAUCAGCAGGUGCUGGGCGCCGCUUUAGACAUGCACCAGGAGGUCCUGGCUGCUCUGACGCAAGCCCUUGGAGUGACGCACCCCGACACUCUCCGCAGCCAGGGUCGGCUGGCGCAGUCCCUUGCUGACCUUCGUCGCCACGAGGAAGCCCUCGAGCAACAGUCUUUGAAUCUCAAAGUAAGUCCGGCAAACUGGAGGCUCUGGGACGUACUUGCCGCUCAACAGCGGACGCUUGGAGCCGCGCAUUCCGAUUCUCUGCGGACCCAAAGCAGCAUCGCAACUUCUCUAAGUGCCCUCGGCCGCCACACCGAAGCGUUGAAGAUCCACAAAGAAGUGCUGGCUGCCCGACAGCAGACGCUGGGAACUGCUCACCCGGACACGCAAAUGACCCAGAGCAGCUUGGUGCAGUGUCUGAGAGACCUGGGUCGCCACAGCGACGCAGUAGAAGUGGAGAGGUCGCCUCAUGGGCAGAACAAGUUUGUCUCCAUGGCGCCGCCCAACAUCCAGCCUUACCAGGCCUACGGUGGCGGCGGCGGCGGUGGCCAG
This is a messenger RNA of Symbiodinium sp. CCMP2456, 1878 nucleotides long. The record is from the annotation of a GenBank genome assembly. NCBI's taxonomy places the organism in Eukaryota, Dinophyceae, Suessiales, Symbiodiniaceae.